This is a messenger RNA of Protobothrops mucrosquamatus (brown spotted pit viper), 1168 nucleotides long. Its product is annotated as phosphorylase b kinase gamma catalytic chain, skeletal muscle/heart isoform-like. Gene Ontology annotation, cellular component: phosphorylase kinase complex. NCBI's taxonomy places the organism in Eukaryota, Metazoa, Chordata, Lepidosauria, Squamata, Viperidae. The transcript is spliced from 3 exons. Gene Ontology annotation, biological process: protein phosphorylation; glycogen biosynthetic process. Gene Ontology annotation, molecular function: phosphorylase kinase activity; ATP binding; calmodulin binding. The record is from RefSeq and is a predicted model, not a curated record. The annotation marks the transcript as partial.
CUGGGCCUGUGGCGUCAUCUUUUUCACCCUCCUGGCUGGCUCUCCCCCUUUCUGGCACCGCAAACAGAUGUUGAUGCUUCGGAUGAUCAUGGAAGGCCAGUAUCAGUUUGGUUCUCCGGAGUGGGACGACCGAUCCGACACAGUCAAGGAUUUGAUCUCCCGACUGUUGAAGGUAGAUCCUGUCGAAAGGUUGAGUGCUGAGCAGGCACUGCAGCACCCCUUUUUCCAGCGCUACGGAAAGGAGCAGCGGCAUUUCAGCCCCUUCCAUAAAUUCAGGGUCAUUGCGUGGACAGUGCGGGCUUCCAUCCGCAUCUACUCCAGCUAUCGGCGGGUGCGCCCGGUCACAAAGGAGCUGCUGCUGUGCGACCCCUAUUCCCUCAAGGGAGUGCGCAAGCUGAUCGACGCUUGUGCCUUCCGAAUCUACGGGCACUGGGUCAAGAAGGGCGAGCAACAGAACCGGGCUGCCCUCUUUGAAAACGUGCCAAAGGCCAUCCAGCUGGUCUUGCUAGGCACAGAAGGCGAGGAGGCCCCGUCGUCAGCGGUGGAAGACCCUCUCAACUAGAGAGAUGCCUUCCAGUCCCCGUGAAACAGCACGGGGUGAUCCCUGGAUGCUGAGGGGCAGGGGCUGUACACGGAACUGAACCUUAUCCUUGCCCCAUUAGGGGUGGACAGCCAAUGGUUAGAGUCCUCCUUUGGGUUCCUCGUGCAUGGAAGAGACUGACUUUCUAGGGAACAGGAAUUUGGGGGAACCUUGAAUUUUGGACUGAUGGGACAAGAUUCCCCGAUUAUACCUGGAAGGUUGUUCUGGACCCGGGUAGGGCUAAUAUCACACCAAUGGUGUUGGUCCAAAGGGAGGGGCUGGGGAGAGCAACAUGCUUCUGCUGCAAGACCCGGAGCCCCUGACGUAGCCCUUUGCGCUGUAAGGACCGUUCAGGGGGUCUCAUCCGUCAGUGCAGUCCCUUCGGCUGAAGGAACAGUCCGUGUCUCUGGAUUUGGUCAGUACUGGAGAUCAGUUGUGGGAUCAGGUUUUGCAUCUGUCCUUUUUGCUGCAAUCAGGUAGUGGACGUGGCCUUCCUGCUGAACUGCUUCUCGGUUUGUUGUUGUUGUUGUCUGCCUUCCCCCCACCUUACGAUUGUCCAGACUAUAAUAAAAGUUGAAAUGAGACACC